Molecule: messenger RNA, 2016 nt
Organism: Macrosteles quadrilineatus (aster leafhopper)
Lineage: Eukaryota; Metazoa; Arthropoda; Insecta; Hemiptera; Cicadellidae
Product: solute carrier organic anion transporter family member 4A1-like
Exons: 12
Coding region: 133-2016 (627 amino acids)
Biological process (GO): transmembrane transport; sodium-independent organic anion transport
Cellular component (GO): membrane
Molecular function (GO): protein binding
Source: RefSeq, a predicted model, not a curated record
UUGAAAUCUUAAGAAUCAAUUAUUGUUAUGUUUUGUGAUUUAUAUGUACAAAGUUAUAUCUCAAACAGUAUCAUCAAACAAUUGUAGCAGAGGGAUGAUUGUGAGUAUGUCCAGUUGUUAUUUAAUGACUCAAUGAGUGAAGGAGGAGAGGGAGAAACACCUGACUAUAGAUGUGGGUGGCUGACAUUCAAACCCGAUUGGCUGCAGAAAUUCAACACAACUGCAUGGGCUUUGGCCAUUAUUUCAUCCGCAGCAUUUUUACAAGGUGUAAUUGUAAAUGGGAUUUUACACUUGAUGAUUCCAACAAUUGAACACGGAUUUAACCUGCGAUCGUUUAAAUCUGGCUUGGUUUCUGGGGGCUAUGAUAUAGCUUCACUGUUAUGUUUGAUUCCCGUCACCUACCUGGGGGGACGACAUCACGCCUCCAAGCCGAAAUGGAUUGGAUUAGGAGUCUUCAUUAUGGGGAUUGGAGCUUUAGUGUUUUCAUCACCAUACUUCCUGACAAAAAAUACUCACAUGGCGUACUUUCAAGAUUCGUCUGGAAUUUGUACUGAUAACGAAAAUACGAGUCAUAAGAACUGCGAUCAUAGUGACGGGACCCAUUUGUCCUCCUUCAUGUGGAUAUUUUUUAUCGGAAAUCUUCUCCAUGGUGCCGGAGCUAGCCCCCUCUUUACUUUAGGGGUAACUUUUUUGGACGAAUCAGUCGUGAAAAAGAAAACUGGAAUAACUAUAGGUGUAUAUUAUACUGCAGCAACCUUUGGGAUUGCCGUAGGUUAUGUGGUCGGAGGUUACUUCUUGCAGUUACCAGAAGACUUUUUGUCAGUCUCUGAAAAUGUGUUUUUAACUCCAGCAAGUAAAACAUGGGUUGGUGCUUGGUGGCUGGGAUUUGUAAUAUUUGGAUUCGCCAGUAUAAUCCUAUCCGUCCCUAUUUUAGCUCUGCCCGCACGAAUGCCAGGAUGGGAAGAAGCAAUACAAUCAAAACUAUCAGAGUGUGUCGUAGGAAGAGAAAGGAAUGUGACGUACAGUAAACUGAAAGAGUUGCCUAAAGCUUUGAGUGAACUGAUGAGAAAUACAAGUUUGAUCCUGCUGAACUUUGCUGGCUGUUGCGAGGGCCUCAUAGUCGCCGGUUCUGGAGCUUUUGUUCCAAAAAUUAUUCAAAGCCAAUUCAACUUAUCAUCUAAAUCAACUGCUAUGAUUAUGGGUAUCAUUACAGUACCAAGUGCCAUUCUCGGAUGUAUGGUUGGAGGUGGGAUACUGAAGAAGUUUGACCUGAGGUUCAUCGGAACACUGAGGCUGUGUAUUGGUACUUGUAGUUUGUCGAUGCUGUGCGCCUUUUGUUUUCUCAUCUACUGCGCGGACGAAAAGAUGGUCGGAGUCAAUAUGCCCUACUACGCUGAUAGGAAAGUGAUACAGCUAUCAGACCCCUGUAAUGAGAAGUGUGGAUGCUCGGGGAAGGAGUUCAUGCCGAUCUGUGGGAUCAACAAUUUCACAUACUUCUCACCUUGUCAUGCUGGCUGCCACGGCUCCCAGACUGCAGGAGACAUUACUCUCUACUCUAACUGCAGCUGUAUAGAGGAGGCUGGGGACAAUGGUGUACAGGCUACUACACAGGUGUGCAAGUCUACUUGUCCUUUGUUGCCGCUAUUCCUCAUCCUCAUGUAUCUCUCUCUGUUCUUUACCUUCACUGCUGCCAUGCCUGCGCUCACCGCCACAUUGAGAUGUGUCAAAUCGGACCAGAGGUCCCUAGCGCUAGGGAUUCAGUGGAUGCUGGUGCGGAUGCUGGGUAUGAUCCCGGGACCUCUACUGUUUGGGAUCAUCAUCGACGGCACCUGUCUGUACUGGCACGCAGGAGCUUGCAGUGAGGGAGAGGGCUCAUGCAUCCUCUACGACCACUACUUGAUCAGCAGAUCCAUGGUUUUGAUGGGCUGCGGAUGGAAGAGCUUGGAAAUAAUUUUGUUUGCCCUUUCAAUAUAUUUUUAUAAGAAAGAUAUUCAGACUUCAACCUCUAGAAGUUGA